Strigops habroptila (Kakapo) is the source of this 2625-nucleotide messenger RNA. RefSeq names its product centrosomal protein 57 like 1 (gene CEP57L1). The record is from RefSeq and is a predicted model, not a curated record. Lineage: Eukaryota; Metazoa; Chordata; Aves; Psittaciformes; Psittacidae. The coding region runs from base 16 to 1698 and encodes 560 amino acids. Gene Ontology annotation, cellular component: centrosome. Gene Ontology annotation, molecular function: gamma-tubulin binding; microtubule binding; identical protein binding. The transcript has 13 exons.
CAUGCACACAUUUAUAUGGGCCUUUUUUUAAUUGUCUUUCAUCACCAACAUGUAGGGGUUGAAAAGCAGGGGGAAUUUGCGUCUGAAACAGUUCUGGAAGAGCUGUUCCUGGAAUUUUUUUCUGUUAUCAGAAACUUUUUUCCCUGCCCACCCAGUAUGAAUGGGGUGUGCUUCAUCAGCAGGUUCCAGUCUUGCUCUGUUUUACAGGCUAUGGAUUUUGAAUCAAAGAAUAGUUUCAUAGGAAGCUUUCUUCAGCCACCAGAUAGGAUGCUUCCUGCAGGCUUUGCUUGUACAGAAUCAAAAAAGUUGGCAGCUGUUGGUGGUGACAGGCCUUCUAUCUCCAAUAACCAAGCUGUAGUUGCAGCUGUGAAAACUCUUCAGGAAAAGAUCUACCGUCUAGAGUUAGAGAAGUCGAAGGCUGAAGAUAAUCUAUGCAGCCUCUCCAUAGCAGCUGCGCAGUAUAAGGCGGCAGUAGAGCAUGAAUCCUACAAAAAGGACACAGCACGUGAAGAACUGAUGCAACAGGGAAAAGAUGUGAGCGUGCAGUUAAAUGCAGCACAAUCCCGCUGCUCCCUGCUGGAGAAACAGCUGGAUUACAUGAGGAAAAUGGUCUCCAGUGCAGAACUGGAAAAUAAAAUGGUUUUAGAACAACAGGCCCAGCUUCAGAAAGAGGAAGAUCAGAACUGGCUGAAACUGCAUGCAAAACUUGAAAAGCUUGAAAUGCUAGAAAAAGAGUGCCUUAAACUUACUGCUACUCAGAGAAUUGCAGAAGACAAGAUCAAACACUUAGAAGAAAAGCUUUGUGAAGAAGAGCAUCAGCGUAAGCUAAUACAAGACAAAACUGCUCAGCUUCAAACAGGAUUUGAGAUAAACAGAAUUUUGUUGUCUUCAGUGACAUCUCAAAAUGAACCUAAAAAGGAAAACGUGAAGAAGAAAAAAACUAAGAAGAGAAAUCCUACUGUGAAGAAAAUGCACCUUUCACAAUUACAUGUAAGGGCUGGUGAACUACCUUUUGUGGCUGGGAAGUCUGUCAGCUCCAGCCAUUCUGUUAGUGCAAACGUUCAAAGUGUGUUGCACAUUAUGAAGCAUCGCAAUCCAUGUAUCUCAUCACGAAGCCAAGGAGGAGCUACAUGUGGGAUUUCAGGACACACUGCACUUUCAAAAUCGAUACCCUCUUGUUCCACAUCACCUACUGCCACCAGAAGCCUUUCUGACCUUCUGCUGGCCAUACAAGAUGAGCUGGGCCAAAUGAGCUUUGAGCAUCAAGAACUUCUGAAGCAGAUACAGGAGACUCAAGACUCCAAAGUUCAUGAACACCUAGAACGGGAGCUGGGUUGCCUUGUAAAACAAAUGGAGAUUAAAGGAGAACAAAUAUCCAAGCUGAAAAAGCAUGAGGCUACUGUGCAGAAAUUAAAGAAAAAAACUCAGAAAUUGAAGCAAGGGGCAGCUCAGGUCAAACUGAAGUGUGGUGACCAAAAGGAAGCAAAAGAGACUGCAGUCACUGUAAGGGAAAGUAUGUGUAAAUCUUGUCCUGGGCAGAAAAGCAGAAGCUCUCUUCAGCUGCUAAAAAAUAAUAGUAUGCCAUCUUUGAUGUCCCAUUCCCCCUGCUGCCAAAGAGAUACUCAGAGCUUACUUUUUGAGAAUGGCUUGGGCUAUUGCUUCUGUUCAAAUAAAAACAGUAGUUUUCCUUCUCCCUAAAAACUGAAGAUUCAGAUCAUUGCAACUGAGGCAGAAGAAGAGGUAUUGUCUCUUAUUUAUAUACUUUUUCACUAUAAUUAAUGUUAUUACUCUAUAAGCAUUAUUGAUAGUUUUCGGGACAGGUAGGGGCUGGCAUCCCAUGACUUGGUUAAAUCAUAAAAACAUGACAGUGUUCUUGAUGAGUGCAUGGAAAGGGCCACUACCAAAAGCUUGGGUGCUUGUCUUCUCGUCAGCAGAACCUGUUUCUAUCACAAUAUGAAAAAAUUGAGCUGUCACAAAGGAGACCUUGAGCUGCUACUAGUAUAUAUUGUGGAAUUAGUGUACUCAAUACAAAUGCGAGACGGAUGUUUAUGCUGAUGGUGAGUCUGCUCUUUUCCAUCCCCCACUAUGUACAUAUGGUAAAAGACAUAACAGUGGCCUCAAAUCAACACUGGUUGUUUAAUUGCAGUAAAUUCUUGUCUUGAGGCUACUGACUGACACUGCUUUUCCUGGGUGUUCGCAUAUGUGAGAAAAAAAUAGCUUUUUGGGGAUGUGUCAAUGAAAUUCUGCUGCAAGAAUGAGAGAGAGAAGGCAGUGGUAAGAAUAAAAAUUUGAGUCAUGCUCUGUUAUCAAGGGUUUUGAAUAAAGGCUAGUAAUGAUGUAUGGUCCUAAGAGACAGCUGGGCCUUUGGAUUGGUAAGUUUUGCUCUGGCACCUUUCAAGACAAAGGAUUAAAAAAAAAAGAAAAUCAGAAAGUCAAUUUAAAUUUAGAAUAGACUUAUAGUCUUUGACAGGAGUUGGUUUUGUGAGCAUUUAGGGGUGAGGGGUGAAGUUUAUAUGCCCUAAACGUCUUUAGCAGAACUGUGGAAGACCAGGUUCUUCAGUUGAUAUUCAGGGAUGUGUUUCCUCCACUGUGUGAAAUUGUAUAGUCAUCCUUCUUACUUACGGA